Molecule: messenger RNA, 1728 nt
Organism: Arvicola amphibius (Eurasian water vole)
Lineage: Eukaryota; Metazoa; Chordata; Mammalia; Rodentia; Cricetidae
Product: pregnancy-specific glycoprotein 22-like
Exons: 6
Coding region: 1-1728 (575 amino acids)
Biological process (GO): regulation of immune system process; signal transduction
Cellular component (GO): cell surface; plasma membrane
Molecular function (GO): protein tyrosine kinase binding
Source: RefSeq, a predicted model, not a curated record
AUGAGGGUGAGCACACCCCCAACUCACACACCAAAGCUGAGUGAUGACCACACCCAUGUAUUAUUGGUGGUUUUUCUCAAUUCCCUUCUAGCCUCCCUUUUAACCUUCUGGCACCUGUCCACCACCGCCCAUGAGACCACUGUAUCAGUGCCACACCGAGUGGCUGAAGGAGAUGACGUCCUGUUCCUUGUCCACAGUCUGCCAAAGGAAAUUAAAUCUUUAGCCUGGUUCAAAGGGCAAGGAAACACAACAGAAAAGAUUGCAGCAUAUACACCACGCAACAAUUUAAGUAAGCUAGGUCCUGCGUACAGCAAUAGAGAGACAAUAUAUCACAACGGAUCCAUGCUGUUUGAGAAGGUCACCCUGAAGGACUCAGGAUUUUAUACGCUACAAACCUAUAACAGACGUGGAAAAAUUUUAUCAACAACGUACGUGACCCUCAAUGUGCAUGCUUUCCUUUGGAAGUGUGGGCGCCUUUCUACCUCUUCCCAGCCCAGGAUUGAAUCAGUGCCACCCAGCGUAGCUGAAGGGAGAAGUGUUCUUCUACUUGUUCGCAAUCUCCCAGAGCAUAUCACAGCCUUUCUCUGGUUCAAAGGAGAGAAUGACUUAAAGAAGCGCCUUCUGGCUUUCCACCAUUUACCAUUUGGAAAAACAGUUUUUUGGGGGCCUGCAUACAGUGGCAGGGAAACGCUCAACAGUGAUGGGUCCCUGCUGCUUCACAGUGUCAGUCAGAAAGACCGUGGAUUGUACGCACUGCGAAUUCUGAGAGCAGAUGGUAAAAGUGAAGAAGCACAGGUGCAGCUCCAGGUGGACAUGGCUACAGAUGGAGCAUGUGCUUCAGGGGAGUCCCUUCUCCUGAAUUCGGUGAAGGCAGGGCCUGUGGUUGCUCUUCCUUUGGGUGCAGGCAGGUCUAUGCCUCUAGUGGAUGCUGAUAAGACUCCAGGGUUCCUCUCCAUGUGCAGUCUGAGUGAAGCCUCCGGUGGUCACAGCUGUGGUUCCCUUUCUGCAUUCUGUAAUGCUCUCACUCCUUCCCAACUCAUGAUCCAACCAGUGCCUCGGUAUGCUGCUGCAGGUGAAGAUGUACUUCUCCAAGUUUAUAAUCUUCCAGAAGAAGCACGAGUAUUUUCCUGGCUCAAAUCAAACAAUGGGAGCCCAGCCCGUAAACUUGUAGUAUACAACAGAGACAAACCUUCUAUUUCCUGGGGGCCUGCACAGAGAAUAAGAGGGAAGGUGUUCAAAACUGGAUCCCUGCUGCUUCAGGAUGUCAUUGAGAAUGAUGCAGGGAUGUACACACUGGAAGUUUUAAACAAAGAUUCCAAAAUUGAAAGAGCAAAUGUGGAGUUUUAUUUAAAGAAGCCUGUGACACAGCCCUUUGUUCAAAUCACUGAUACCACAGUCGCAGGAGGUGCAUCUGUGACUUUCACCUGCAUUUCACCUGACACUGAUGUCUCCAUCCGUUGGAUCUUCAAUAACAAUACUCUAUACCUCACAGAGAGGAUGACUCUGUCCCCAACAAAGUGUGGACUCAGAAUAAGUCCUGUCAAGAGCACGGAUACUGGAAAAUAUCAGUCGGGCCCUACCCUACCUGAGCCAGAUGAGGGAGUUAUCUUUGCCUCUCCUAUGGUUUCGCAGCUGAUGCAGCCAGCAGCAUUUGGACCACACUGCGAGCUUGCCUUUCAUCUACAGCCACUCUUGCUCUUCCAGACAUCUCCCUUUCUGCUGCUGUAG